This is a messenger RNA of Oppiella nova, 1323 nucleotides long. NCBI's taxonomy places the organism in Eukaryota, Metazoa, Arthropoda, Arachnida, Sarcoptiformes, Oppiidae. The record is from the annotation of a GenBank genome assembly.
AUGUGUGGUGUGAUUGAGUUGGCUCGUAAAGACCUGGAUAAUUGCAGUGUGAAAUCACGAAAGAAUAUAUCGUCGAUUGAAAUGGAGUUAUGCAUCAAAAGCACCAAAGAGGCCAUCAGGAGGUGCAACAGCUUUAUGGAUAUAUCGACGCACAUACACAAUGUAUUCAAUGAUAAUACGGAUGACACGGCUAACAGAUUAUGGCAUUGCAUUGCAUUCUCCAAACACGGCGGCGAGUCUCUCGUAACGUCCAAACAAUACUGUCAUCUGGUGUGUGGUUUGCUUCACAUCGAAGUAUUUAGUACUGUCAAGAGUCGAGUGGUCGGUGUAUCCGAUGAGGAAUUGGAUGAAUUCAUAUGUGGUAUAUGUCUGGAAGUGUUUGUCAACCCAGUGGUCACCCAAUGCUGUCAACAAACGUAUUGCAAUGAAUGUAUCCAUUGGUGGCUCUCAGACCACAACACCUGUCCUAAUGAUCGCAAAAGUUUGAGUCGUGAAGUGAAGUGCGAUUUCUAUGCCAAUGGCUGUGAAUCAGUGGUGAAAAUGUGUGAAUUGUCACAACAUAUAAAUAGUUGUGACUACAAUCCUAACCGAAAGUGUGCGACCUGUCAAUUGCCUAUCGAUCGUAACAUUAAACACAACUGUAUUGAGAAUCUAUUGAUUCUUAAUAACAGUCUUUGCGAUGAAAUCAAGAGAAUCAGUUCCGAGAAUCAUAAACUCAGCAUGAAAGGGGUGAUAGAGUUGACUCGCAAAGACCUGGAGAAGUGUCUCGUGAGACAAAAUCUGGGAAUGUCUGUGACUGAAGUGAAUCUAUGUAUAGAGCGGGCAAAGGAGGCCAUCAGGAGGUGUGACACCUAUCUGGAUAUAGCUACACACCUAUCCCAAGCAUAUAAUAACAAUAAUAUCCCGACUCCCAGAAAAUGGCACUGCAUUGUAUUCUCGAGCACUGGCGGGCAGUCCCUCAAACGAGUGAUUGGUGUAUGCGAUGAAGAGUUGGAUGAAUACACGUGUGGUAUAUGUCUGGAAGUGUUUGUCGAUCCUGUGGUCACCCAAUGCUGUCGACAAACAUAUUGUAGUGAAUGCAUCAACGGUUGGCUAUCAGACCACAACACCUGUCCUAAUGAUGGUAAGCCUUUGAGUGUGAGUCCGGCGCCAAGAGUUUUGGUCAACUUAUUGAACAAAAUGCACGUUAAGUGUCAUUUCAAUGACGGCGGCUGUGAAUCGGUGGUGAAAAUGUGUGAAUUAGCACAACAUAUGAAUGAGUCAAAGCCAGACUAUGAUAAGUCCAAAUACAAAUUCAUUAAUAUGAAUUACAAUGAACUUUAG